GGAAACAUUUAUUACAUGAUAUAUCAAAAUGAAAUAGACAUCAUGAAAGAGAUUUUUGUCAAGGGACCAGUAGAAGCUGCUUUCAAUGUAUACCUUGACUUUCUCAGUUAUAAAUCUGGAAUCUACAAGCACAUAACUGGACAAUAUUUAGGCGAUGCACCAAUAAGAAUAAUCGGUUGGGGUGAAGAAAAUCAUACACGUUAUUGGUUAUGCUCACAUGUAUGGAAUGAAGAUUGGGGUGAGAAAGGCUAUUUUAGAAUUCUACGUGGUAAAAAUGAAUGUGCAAUUGAAAGUUCAAUUGUUGGUGGUGAAGCACGAAAAUAAUCUAUUCUAAUGUAUCAUCUUAUUUUUCUUUUUGAGUUAAGUUAAUACAUAUUAAAUUUUUAAAAAAGAAUUUCUAUCAUACGAA
Messenger RNA from Trichobilharzia szidati, 409 nucleotides. The record is from the annotation of a GenBank genome assembly. Lineage: Eukaryota; Metazoa; Platyhelminthes; Trematoda; Strigeidida; Schistosomatidae.